Molecule: messenger RNA, 3242 nt
Organism: Bombyx mandarina (wild silkworm)
Lineage: Eukaryota; Metazoa; Arthropoda; Insecta; Lepidoptera; Bombycidae
Source: RefSeq, a predicted model, not a curated record
ACGGCGUUUGCGGCUUGCGACAAAAAAGUUAAUCAAAAAAAUGUUCGGUCCGCGCCGAUACAGUUCUGUGUUAGUGUUAUUUGUAGUGAUUUUCCUAAACGUGAAAUCCUAUGCACAACAGUGCUACGUGUGUCGGGACUGCAACGUGGUCUCAUCAGAACACAUUCAAACCUGUAGUCCCAGAACGACAAACUCCCCACAAGAAACAGAUGCAACUUCCACCCUAAAAGCUGAAACAACCACUAACAGUUAUAAUACAGCAGAUCCUGUUACAACAUCUACAACGGCUUCUCCUACUGAAACUACACAAUCCACAACACCACCAAAUAUUUACACCGUUAUUACUUCUUUGCCAGAAUUAACAACAACUACCUCAGAACAAUCUCCAACAACAAUUACUGUACCAACUGACACAUUAUCAACUGAUGUCUCUCAAACUAUAACGGAAAGCCUGCCUGUAAUAACAAAUACUAUUUCAUUUCAAACGACGUCUCAGUUACCUAUUGAAACAACUUCAGCAAUAUCUCAAACAACAACGAAUUCAGCAAGCGAAAUAACGGCUGUUACAACUGCUAUGCCGUCCGAAGCGACAACAUCAGCACCACCUCAAACAACUAAUAAUAUCCAAACUGAAAGAACAACAACUGUGCCUCAAACAACUUCUGAUAUACCAAUCGAUAUAACAACUACUAUAGCACCUCAAACAACUACUGAUGCACCAAACGAAAUAGUAACAACUGAACCGUCUGAAACUACCACUAAUGUGCCAAGGGAAGCAACGACAAUUGCAACCCAAACACCUACUGAUGUUCCAACCGAGAUAGCAACUGAACAGCAACCAAUAACAACCGCUGCAAUUUCGGCAGAAACUACCAUCGCACCGAAUACAAUUAUUUCGGUUGAUACUACGAUAAUUCCGGCAGAAUCUACACCAUCUGAAAUGACAACAUCCGAAUCUAUUAACAUUAGUCCCGAAACAACAACUUUAUCAUAUCCAGAAAUAACGCUGGACGUAACAAGCAGUACACUUUUGCCUGAAGAAACAACAGCUAACUCAGCGCUUCCAUCCACAGUACCACCAGCGACAAUUUCACCUAUUGUAACCACGACUACUGCACCAAUUGAGUUCACAAGCACAGUCAUUUCAGCUUCAACAACCAAUCCCCCACCCAUAACAACGAACGGCUAUACAGAAAUAUCAACAAAUUUACCAACAACAGUAAUUCCACAAACUACAGAUUUGCCUACGACGGAAUUUAGUGUUACAACAGGUUCUCCCGAUCACAUAGUAACUGAAAGAAAUCCCAGUGGGCCACUAAUAACUAGGGAUGAUUCAGAUAUUCAAACGACCGAAUCACAAUUACCUCAAGAUACGAAUGCUCGUGUUGGAUUUUUGAGAACAAUUAGAUCCUUGAAAAGUGGUUCAGAAAUUGGCUGCGUCACGACAACGUAUGAAGAAAACGGAAGAUUGACUACUGUUAGAGGUUGUACCCACACCAGUGACGAUCCUGAGGUCAGCUGCCGUGAGGUCAUCGGCGACAAUUUCAGUGGAGCAUUAUCGUCUUGUAAAGUAUGCACUGGCGACUUAUGCAACUCCUCCAACAAAUCUACAGUAACUAUUAUAUUACUGAUAGCUAGCUUAAGCUUAGUUAAGUUUAUUGUGUAGAACCGUCCUUUUUAAAGAGGACCAGAAUAUUUAUCAGUAUACAAACUGUGAACAAAGAGUACGUAUUUACGUAUUCGAAAACUGACUUUUUAUAAACUGUUAUUGGCAACGAUAUUUUUGAAAAACUUAAUGUUGGGACUUCCUUUUCCUUAUUCCUUCCUCAAUCCCUAUUCACGCCAUCUGUUGACACUACAAGAAAAACUACGCGCGUAUGAAAAUGGCGCGAAGAAGUGAGUAAAAAAAACAUGGUGCCGGUGCAAAAACAAUAAAAUUGUUAUUUGUUGAUCAAUUAGCACAUAUAACUCUCGCCAGUGAGAAAAUGGAAUAGUGCAUCAACGAAAUACAGAGUGAGUCCUAAAACUUAUCCUUUUCUCAGUCCCAAACAUAUCUAAAUACAAAACACUUAAAAGUGAUCAAUGAUUUUAAUAGGACCAAAUAAGAGGUGCAUAAUUUUUACGUGAUAUAAUUUGUUUCUGCUAAAACUUUAAAAGAUAUAUAAUGUGUAAUAUAAAAGUAAAUUAAUUGAGCUUCGCACACUAAAGUUAUAACAAUAAGAAAAGAAUGGAGUUUUCAUAAAAACCCAUAAAUGAGUUAAAAAUAUGAUGUAAAAUAUUAUGUAACGAAUUGUUUGAUAGUUCACGGUCGUUAUAGUUUAUUUUGAUGCAAUUUCGAAUGAUUGGCACUUACUUUUCAAGUGCGUUUGCAGCGGUCUUAGCUUCCACGUAGUAGUUUGAAGUAAUUAUAAUAAUAAUAAUAAAACUUUAUUUAACACCAUAUGUACAGAGUGAGCAAAUAAAACAAAUAAUAGUCGGUGACAUAAAUUGGCGGUGAAGUAAUUAUAUUACUGACUACCUUUGUUUUCCUAUAAACAAAGCUGAAGAAGAUGCUAAGCAGCGAUGUUAUAAAGCUGAACCUUUCGAGUCGUAUCACAUAUUAAGGCGGCAACUUUGAAAAAAAACUGACAACCGUUUGAAGGAAAUAAAUAUAGAAACAUUGUAAUCUUAGUAUAUCACUAAAUCCAAAUUGAAGAAUAGCUCACAAAAAACAUAGAGAGAAUUCUCUGUUUUCACUGUUUUUCAAUUAGCGAUUUGAUUAUCUCCAAUGAGAGGGCUAAAACGGCAAUAAAGUGUUAACCUGACGUAAACGAAACAAGAUUCACUGGUUAAGUUUAGCAUAAAUAUUUUUCGUUCAAUUACGUUCAUAUUUCGUGAAUCCGCAAUGUAAUGUGUCCGCUCUCAUAAUUCAAACGGGAAUAUUGACGCCUUCGACAUGCACACGUCAGCUUAUUUCCAAGUGUGAUACAUUGCAUGUAAUGCAACAGCAUUGGAAUAAAAAAUAUUAGCGCGAUUGCUAUUUUAUACGUGAUUCCGCCUUCCAAUUGUCAGGUUUUCCAUACAGUUUCUUAAAUAGUAAAUUUAGAUGUUUUUUUCCCUGUUGUACUGUAAAUCAACACGCACAGUUCUCUAUGACGGAGGGUAUAAAAUAAAUAUAUUAAUUGAAAAAAGUUAGUAUGCAUUAUUAUUUCCUGCGAUAUUUAUGAAUUGUGUUUGAAUGUCUCUUUGAUUAAAUUAUUGUA